UAUAUUAGUAGUGGAAGUAUUUUUAUUUUUUUGCUUUAGUACUCGCACCCUCACACACACUCUCCCGAGAACCAGAAGUCGGUUGGGUGUUUAUAUAAUGAAGAAUUAUGGGGCUGUUUGAUCGAGGUGUUCAAAUGCUUUUAACCACCGUUGGUGCUUUCGCUGCCUUCAGUCUGAUGACCAUAGCUGUGGGAACCGACUAUUGGCUCUACUCCAGAGGGGUUUGCAAGACCAAAAGUGUCAGUGAGAAUGAAACCAGCAAAAAGAACGAGGAAGUUAUGACCCAUUCUGGAUUAUGGAGAACCUGCUGCCUAGAAGGGAACUUCAAAGGUCUCUGCAAGCAGAUCGAUCACUUCCCAGAGGAUGCAGAUUAUGAAGCUGACACAGCAGAAUAUUUCCUUCGGGCUGUGAGGGCCUCGAGCAUCUUCCCGAUCCUGAGUGUGAUUCUGCUCUUCAUGGGUGGCCUCUGCAUUGCAGCCAGCGAGUUCUACAAGACUCGACACAACAUCAUCCUGAGUGCCGGCAUCUUCUUCGUGUCUGCAGGUCUGAGUAACAUCAUUGGCAUCAUAGUGUACAUAUCUGCCAAUGCCGGAGACCCCUCCAAGAGCGACUCCAAAAAGAAUAGUUACUCGUAUGGCUGGUCCUUCUACUUCGGGGCCCUAUCCUUCAUCAUCGCCGAGAUGGUCGGGGUGCUGGCCGUGCACAUGUUUAUCGACCGGCACAAACAGCUGCGGGCCACAGCCCGUGCCACGGACUACCUCCAGGCCUCCGCCAUCACCCGCAUCCCCAGUUACCGCUACCGCUACCAGCGCCGCAGCCGCUCCAGCUCCCGCUCCACCGAGCCCUCACACUCCAGGGACGCCUCCCCCGUGGGCAUCAAGGGCUUCAACACCCUGCCGUCCACGGAGAUCUCCAUGUACACCCUCAGCAGGGACCCCCUGAAGGCCGCCACCACGCCCACCGCCACCUACAACUCCGACAGGGAUAACAGCUUCCUCCAAGUUCACAACUGUAUCCAGAAGGAGAACAAAGACUCUCUCCACUCCAACACAGCCAACCGCCGGACCACUCCCGUAUGAAGCCCACGGGGGCCUCGCCAGCGCCGCCACCCGCCGGGGUUCCCCGGCAGAGCCGGGAGGAGGGGCGCGGCCCACGGGGUGGGCCAGGGGGUCGGGGGGAGGGUGGGGGAAACCAAACCAUCCACGGGGGGCACAAACCUUCCAAAAGCAAAAAAACAAAAAAAGAGAAAAAUAUAAUAAGUAAAUUAAAAAAAAAAAAAGAACAACAUAUGAGAGGAACAAAGAAGCAAAACAAUAGGAAAUGUGCAAAAAUAUAAACGAGGGAAGGAAAAACAAACUUUAAAAAAAAGCAAGAGAGGAUAAAAAUUAAAAAUAGAAAAUAAAUCUAAAAGAAAAUGCAUGAUUUCCCAUGUACCAUUAUUUUAACAUUUAAUAAAAACCAAUUUAAAUGAAAACAUACAAGGGAACCAAGAUAAUAUUAAAGCAAAAAA
Hippopotamus amphibius kiboko is the source of this 1510-nucleotide messenger RNA. It is a transcript of the gene CACNG2, whose product is annotated as calcium voltage-gated channel auxiliary subunit gamma 2. Gene Ontology annotation, biological process: neurotransmitter receptor internalization; positive regulation of synaptic transmission, glutamatergic; calcium ion transmembrane transport. NCBI's taxonomy places the organism in Eukaryota, Metazoa, Chordata, Mammalia, Artiodactyla, Hippopotamidae. The record is from RefSeq and is a predicted model, not a curated record. Bases 108 to 1079 code for a protein of 323 amino acids. Gene Ontology annotation, cellular component: voltage-gated calcium channel complex; AMPA glutamate receptor complex; postsynaptic density membrane. The transcript is spliced from 4 exons. Gene Ontology annotation, molecular function: voltage-gated calcium channel activity; channel regulator activity.